Mauremys mutica (yellowpond turtle) is the source of this 1776-nucleotide messenger RNA. It is a transcript of the gene MSMP, whose product is annotated as microseminoprotein, prostate associated. Lineage: Eukaryota; Metazoa; Chordata; Testudines; Geoemydidae. The record is from RefSeq and is a predicted model, not a curated record. The transcript is spliced from 3 exons. The coding region runs from base 246 to 668 and encodes 140 amino acids.
UUCACAGCUUGUUAAAAAUCUUGAUCCUACCUCUUGUUUUCAUGCCUUUCACAUCAGGAAAUGAGUUUUACAACUUUUCCAGUGGGACACAGCUGGUGGCCAGGGUCAUAAAGCUGAACUUUAUAAAUGUCUCCUGGUGGGACUGAGAGGAGACAUUAAACAGGCGAGAGAGAGAGAAGGAGCAAAGCACAGAGACGGGGAGAGAGGAGCUGGGGAACUUCAUUGGGAUUAAGAAGAGUCGAGGCAUGACUGCCGCAAUGGCCAGGAAGGUGCAGAAGGUUGCCCGUGUCUGGGGCAGGAUCUGCCUGCUGGUCUCUUUCCUCCUCCAGCUCCAGGGAGCCCAGGCAAAAUGUUAUUUCCAGGCGCAAGCUCCCUGUCACUACGAGGGGAAGCAGUUCACCCUGGGGGAGUCCUGGCUCAGCACCACCUGCCUGCUCUGUACCUGCCUCCACCCCGUCGGCGUGGGCUGCUGCGAGAUCACCCAGCACCCCAUCGAUUUUCCAGACUGGUGCAUGGCCCACUAUGACUCGCAGACCUGCCAGAUUUCGGUGGUGCAGAAAGCCAACCCCAGCCUGCCGUGUGUGAACAGCAUGGAGCGCGAGUGGGGCUCGGCCGGCACCCCGGAGCCAAUGAUCAACAAGGUGCUAGAGAUGCCGCUGAGCAGGUAGAGGUGGGGACAUGCCUCCUCCACCCCCCGUCCAGCAUGAACCGCCACUGCCCCCGACAGCACAUUUCUUGCAUGUUCUGUCCCUGCACCACGUGCCGUGAGACGCCGCUGCAGCCACCUUCCAGGGAAACCACUAGCCGCCCAGUACUGGAAUAACUAACUUAAUAUUUACAACCUAGCGCUGCUCUGCCCCGGCUUCGCCUUAGCCUUCAGCUUCCUGAACCAAACCAGGGCUCCCCCCUGCACCCCAGUGCUCCACACACACUAAGGGAGGUCCCGGCCCGGGGGGGCACACUGGGGGCAGUGGACAAGCCCCCUGCUUCCUUUCUCAAACCCCACUGAGGAAAGCCCCUGGAGCGGGAGUCCCAGCUGAGGAUGGGGGGCUGGGAAGCAGGCGGUGCGUGUCUGAGUGCCCUGGGUCUGUGGCCUCAGCCAGUGCAGGACCCUCGGUGCUCUGUUGGCACCAAGCAGGGCAGGGAGGAGUCCGUGAUGCCUUCCUGGGGUCUGGGCUGGGCAGCCGAGCUGGGCUCUCUCCAGGCAGGCAGCCCCGCAUGGACCAGGCAGGCAGAUUUCUGGCUACUGGGAGGCAGAGAGCCGCUUUUCUAGAGAGGAUCGAACUGGCACAGCCCUGUGGCAGCCCUCUGCCCUCCCUGCAUCACCCAGGAACUGCCCCCUGGGCCUCCCCCUACCGUGGCCAGCAUCCCAGUGUGGGGCAGGGCCAGGGCCAGCAAGGGCCCUUUGCACUUACACGCCCUGCUUGCGAAGACCCGACCCAGUCACUGCACUUUCCCUGCCGGCCCUUUGCCUUGGGGUGAAAUGGGUGAGGCUCUGUCCUGCCUUUGGGUGUGGGGGCAAAAGCCUCUUCUGGAACCACUGCAGCCCCUGCACCCACAGCUCCCUGGGGCGGAAGGAGCCCGCCUGCCCCACGUGCCGCCCCCCAGCCUGGUGAUGCAGCAGAGCCCUGCCCGGAGGCAGUGGUGUGCUGGGGGCACGGGGUGAACCAGGCCAUGCCUCAGGCAGCGCAGAGUCUGACCGCCCUGGGCGAGACCUGGCAGAUGGGAAGUGUGAGCGCCCAGGAGCCCUGCUGGGGCUCAGCGAGCUGAAGUGAC